AUGGGUUUCCUGUCCGCACUGAUCCGCACAGUGUUGUUCAAACUUCAGCAACUUGUCUGGACCACCUUAACUGUCAUUGGGUUGGCAAAGGACCGUCUUCUCUAUGGCAGUGAGUGCUUCACACCGAAAGAACAUCCGAAACCCAAAUGUCUGGAAGGAUGGGAUGAACAAUACAUUCAAUUGAAGAACUGUUCGCGCCUACACUAUGUCCAAACAGGAGCCCAAAAUAAGGAUCUUCUACUAAUGCUUCACGGAUUUCCUGAGUUCUGGUACUCGUGGCGCUAUCAACUAAGACAUUUCGCCGAUAAAUACAGGUGUGUUGCAGUCGACCAGAGAGGGUACAAUCUUUCCGACAAGCCAAAGAGCGUUGAAGAUUACCGUACUGAUUUCCUUGUCAAUGACAUCAAAGAAUUAGUGGAAGCACUCGGCUAUUCGAAAAUCUACUUGAUGGGUCACGAUUGGGGAGCGGUCAUCGCUUGGAAGUUUGCUCUCCACUAUCCGGAAUUGGUCGAGAAGUUGGUGAUUCUUAAAUGUGCCACAUCCGAGUGCCGCACUAGAGAUGAUGAUGACGAAUUUCAGAUUCUCAGGCUGACUAAAAGUACAUUUUUAUGUUCCAAAACCCCAAUUGUGCCCGAGUUAACAGUGAAAAAUCGUGAUUUUCACAUGUUUGAUGUGAUGCUACGUGGUAAGAAAGCCGGAAUUCGGAACGCUCAGAAUUUCACUGACGAAGAUCUCGAAGCAUGGAAACAUGUGUUCGGCCAAAAAGAUGCUCUGACUGGACCAAUAAACUACUACCGCAACCUGAAGAAAGCCCAACCGCUUCAUGGAGAUGAACGCAUUUGCAAGCCUCCCACGCUCAUAAUUUGGGGAGAUGAAGACCAGUUUCUCGUCAAAGAAGGAGCAAUAGCGAGCCUGAAGUAUUGCCGACACGGUCAGUUGAAGUUCAUCGAAGGUGCAUCACACUGGGUCAUGCAGGACGAGCCGUCUCAGGUUAACAGCUUAGUGGAUGAAUUUCUCGCCACUCCCACUCAAAAGCUGCUGGAGUCAUCGUCGUCGAAAUUGUAA
Messenger RNA from Ostertagia ostertagi, 1065 nucleotides. The record is from the annotation of a GenBank genome assembly. NCBI's taxonomy places the organism in Eukaryota, Metazoa, Nematoda, Chromadorea, Rhabditida, Trichostrongylidae.